Messenger RNA from Lecanosticta acicola, 616 nucleotides. Lineage: Eukaryota; Fungi; Ascomycota; Dothideomycetes; Mycosphaerellales; Mycosphaerellaceae. The record is from the annotation of a GenBank genome assembly.
AUGCCUCCAUUCCCCGGUCGAGUCGUCAAAUUCGGCCCAUUCAAUGUAACUUCACAAGUACGGCGAUGCAGCCCAUCGUAACGACAGCAAGGCAGUGACUGAAGGAGAACGGUAGGUCUUUCACACCACACCCCAUUCAUUCGCACUGGUGAACCUCAAACCUCUUCUACCGGGCCACAUCCUCGUCUCCCCAUUACGAAGCAAACCGCACCUCUCGGACCUCACCAAGGACGAAAUCAGCGACCUCUUCCUCACCGUAACACGCAUUCAAAAGACUCUCAAGCGCGUCUACAAAGCCGAUGCGUUCAACGUAGCGGUGCAAGAUGGGGAGGCAGCGGGUCAGAGCGUGCCACAUGUGCAUUGCCAUGUCAUUCCGAGGACGAAGGGAGAUCCCGGUGGAGACGACAAGAUUCAUGAGUGGUUGGAGGGAGAGGAGGGGGAUGUUGGGAGACAUCAACGGGAAGCCGAGAAGGAAGGAGAGGGGAAGAAGAGACAAGUAGGCGAGUGGACUAAGGAUGAGGAGAGGAAGCCUAGGAGCAUGGAAGAGAUGGAGAAGGAGGCACGUUGGUUGAGAGAGGAGAUGGCGAAGGAUGGAGAAGACUCGGUGAGCCUGUGA